AUCGGGUUGCCCGAGCAUUUCGGGGGCGGGGGGACCCGGAGGAAAGCUUCGCCCAGCGCCUCCGGGGCCGGCGAGCGCUGGGUUGGCUCUCCCACCGCCACCCGUCCGCCCCGUCGUGCCGGACUUUGCCCGCUCCUUGGCCCCGCCUCGUGAGAGCGGGUGGGGAGAGUCGCCAAGGGUCCUUCCCAAGUGGCCCCGGGCCCGAGGCUGCUGCGCUCUCGUGCGCCCCCCUGAGCGCCUCCGGAGCUGCUCUUUGUUCCCGUGCUGAUGCCGAGGCGAGGAAACUUUGUUUGUUUGUUUGUUUGCGCUCCUUGCCAGGCGGUCUGCCCCUCCCCCCCUUCGAUCCCUGAGAAGAUCUGGAUUGCAGAGGACUUCCAGGAGCCGACGGGAGCCCCUGCCCCACCCUGGCGCUCCAGGUCCGGCUUUCUGCCCCCUCCAGCCGCUCUCACCAGGGACUAGAAGACUGGCGCCUUCCUCCCCGUUGACUGAAGCCCAGCGCGGCUCUGCUCUCCUUCCCCCAGGGACCCGAGGCUCCGGACUGUGUUUGAACCGCAUGGACUAAGGAGCUGGAUCCCGCCCGAUCCCGCAGCGGCAGGUUGCUCUGCAAAGAUCAUGCAAAAAGAUCCCGACGCACUCAUCCACGCCCUGUCCCGGCAGCCGCUCAACGCGGAGCCUCUGGCUUGGCCUCGCCACCAGGGCGACGUCCAGGUGACGGUGCGGAGGCCCAGGUCUCGAGGUGGGGACUUAGCUGCUCCCAGAGCUGCGCUGAGGAAGACCUUGGUGGCUGUGGAUGUCGUGUGCCUGCUCGUGGCAUCCAUCCCGUUCUUCAUCUGCGAGGUUGGCCUCGUUUCCCCCAUGCGCCGCGGCUUCUUCUGCAACGACAGCAGCAUCAGGUACCCGCUGCAGCGUACUGAGACCGUCAGCGACUCUGUGCUCAUCUCCGUGGGAAUCCUCAUUGCCUGUCUGGUGAUCACCCUGGGCGAAAGCUGCCGUGUGUACAGCCGGCCCCACAGCUCACGCUCCAUAGUCUCCAACCGUUAUGUGGCUGCCCUCUACAAGGAGAUCGGAGCCUUUCUCUUUGGCUGCACCGUGGGCCAGUCACUAACCAACAUGGCCAAGGUUGCUGUGGGCCGCCUCCGCCCACAUUUCCUGGCUGCCUGCAGGCCUGACUUUGCUCACAUCAACUGCUCUGCUGGAUACCUGGAGGACUACAUCUGCACUGGUGGCCCCUCGGAGGAGAAAGAAGCGAGGAAGUCAUUCUACUCCGGCCAUGCCUCCUUUGCCAUGUAUACCAUGAUGUACCUGGUGUUUUACUUGCAGGCCCGCUUCACGUGGCGGGGAGCUCGACUGCUGCGUCCAUUGGUCCAGUUUGUGCUGCUGAUGCUAGCAUUGUACACAGGACUGACCCGCAUCUCUGACUAUCGGCACCAUCCAUCUGAUGUGGUGGUGGGGCUGCUACAGGGGGCACUUGUGGCUUGCUGGGUGGCCUUCCAUGUAUCCAGCAUGUUUCACUGCAAGCACCAGCCUCGCCACCUGCCGCCAGUUGCCUUGGACACUCCCAGUUCAGACUGCCACACCGAUUGCUAGGGCAUGUUCACUGGGGGGUCAGAGACGCACUCUGCCUGGCUGACUACAGGAGCCCUGAACUGUUGCGCCAGUUGCUUGGCAUUCAGUGCCACGCUGCCCGCAUAGGCGCCGGUCGGGGCAGCCACUGCCUUGCCACCUGCUAGGGGCCACUAGGGAGCUGUUGCUCACGGCCAUGCCAACAUCCACUGCUGCAGCAGCUGCUGGAAGCACCAAGAAGAGGGAAAGGGAGCAGUUUCCUC
Messenger RNA from Lacerta agilis (Sand lizard), 1826 nucleotides. RefSeq names its product phospholipid phosphatase 3-like. The transcript has 6 exons. Gene Ontology annotation, molecular function: phosphatidate phosphatase activity. The coding region runs from base 613 to 1587 and encodes 324 amino acids. The record is from RefSeq and is a predicted model, not a curated record. Gene Ontology annotation, biological process: phospholipid metabolic process; phospholipid dephosphorylation; signal transduction. Lineage: Eukaryota; Metazoa; Chordata; Lepidosauria; Squamata; Lacertidae.